CGAGAGUGGUCUCCCUUCGUCAACAAGCUCAGACUUUGAUCAUGUUGUCCUCGCGACUGUCCUGUCUCCUGUUAAACUGGUUUCUCGCUUUAACUGUCUUACAAGCUUUUACCAAUUUUGUUGUCGCAUUUUUGUUGACUGGAGUUGCAUUUCUACUCAUUCAAGUAUACAGGAUCCCUGCUAUUCCCAGCGAGACCCUGCGGUCGCGAUUCCAGCAGACGACGGGUUCAGGGAAGACGAAAGACAAACAGAACAUUAUACUUCACCGAGCUGGAGUAUAUGAUUCACCCGAAAAUACCCUCGAAGGAGUGAAAUUGGCUUAUGAGUGUGGUGUUGGUGGUGUGGAGGUUGACCUUGAGUUCACUGCUGAUGGGGUCGGUGUUCUGUUCCAUGACAGCACCCUGGACAGAACCACUGAUGGAAGUGGGCCAAUCUGUCACCUGAAUUAUGAGGAAGUCAGGAAGUUGGAUGCAGCUUCAAAACAUGCCUGCAGAUCGAAAACAGGUCCAAUGCAGAUUCCGUGUCUGGAAGAGUGCAUCCAGGAGUGUCUGAAGCUGGAUCUCACACUGUACAUCGACUGUAAAAGCCAGCCAGAGAAGACAGCGGAGCUACUAGGAACACUAUUCAAGAAGUAUCCAGCAUUGUACAACAAGGCUAUUGUGUGCUCCUUCUAUCCUCAAGUCAUCUACAGUGUGAGGCGGAAGGACCCGAGUAUUGUGACCGGCUUGACCCAUCGCAGGAAGGUCCUGUCCACUGUGUCCGAGGGAGUCCUGAGGAACAAGGAGUUGUGGAAGAAGAUUGUCUCCCCUGUCCUGGACGUCCUCCUGGAGUGGUCACUGUACUCCUGGGUCUGGUAUCUGUGUGGAAACAGCUACUUCCUCAUGCAUAAAGACAACCUCUCACGGCAUAAUCUCAACUUCUGGACCAGCCUAGGAAUUCAAGUGAUCCCCUGGACCGUCAACGACCCGAGGGAGAAGGAACUCUUCACCCAAUCUUUCAACUGUCCCAUCAUCACUGAUGGCAUGGAGACAGAAUAGAUCACCAUCACACACUGACACUAGUGUUGGAGACCUAACUACAUGGAAUGGCUGUGUAUUUAGAGUUAACUCCCUUGUACAUGCCUUAAACCACUGACAAACUCAAUGUUAGAACCUUUGUCAAUACUUCACAGGUUUUGUGUCCUGUUCAAAAGAAGUUAAGGACCACCCAAUUCUUUCAUACAUGUAUUACUAUAGUUAAUCUAUCAUGCCAUGACAAAUGAACUAUAGUAAUAUGAAAGAAUAUCCUUAUCUUCUUUUGACUGGUAUAUAGCUACAUUCCUCAUUCACCUAUGAAUACGUACAGUUGAUUUGCAAUGUAAGUGGUAGAAACUAACUGUUUUAAUUCACCAGUCCUUAUAAUGAUAACACACAGCAAAACCCUUAAUAAUGGCAAAUUUCUACUAGUCCUUAUGAUACCUGAACUAUUGGUCAGUUUGACAAGGACUAUAGGACUAGUGCCAAUUUAUAGCACUGGGUAUAGUUGCUAUUUUUGACCAACCUAUCAAAACAAGGCCUGGUUCCAGCGAUAAGGAAACAGUGUGUCUUCCGACCAAUGACAGCUCAGGUUACAUCAUACAAACAAUGUAUUCCAUGCAACAUGCAGACACAUUGCUUCAAUAUCUGACAAUUUAGGUGUACACAAAGUUGAUGGAUGGAGUGCGACCAUUUUGCUUCUGUCUAGAGACAUACACAGUCUCAUUUCACGUACAGAUUCAAAAUAGACGCGAAAUCACAAAACGGUCGUAUGAAGCCGAUUCAUUGGUGAUAGAGGAACAUAGUUUAUACAAAACCCAUGAAUUAUUGAUGUUGGGAUACAAUACACGAUAAAGCAUGUUCUGUAUUGAUACAAGUUCACAAAGAUCUGAACAGCAGAUGGUUUUAAGCUGGUACUGAGUAACAUUUUGACAUCGUCAUGCCGGUUUUAAGUACUUUUACGUCUGAUCAUGUAUGGAUGUUGUCUUAAGAUCAGGAACAUAUUUUUGUCUGUUAUAUCACAAUAUCACGAUUUUACCCUACCUCAUAGAUGAUAUGUUAUGUAUCCUAAUAUGACUUUCAACAUAUCUAUUACUCCAUUAUUUUAACGGUCAAGUUUGGAUUUUUUUUUUUUCCUUUUCACAAGUCCAUGAUAAUGAUCAGCUGAAGGGUUGCAAUGUACCGAACAGUAAAAAUGAUAUUCUCCAAACAAAAAUCUCUACUACCUGAAUCCUUCUAGUUUUGAAACAUGCAGAUAUGCAUUGUUUUUUUGUUUACAAAUGUACUCUUUUUAACACCAACCAAUAAGACAUAUAUGGCAUUGUUAUGUUUUUGUUCUUUUAAAUAUAUUUUAAGCUGUUUGUAAUCAUUUUAAUAAUAUUAUAAUAUGACAAAUUGAUGACCACUAUUUUUAUUAUAUUUUUUAUCGAUUUAGCUCAAACUGAUUUUAAGAGACCAAUAUGCUUUCUACAAUGAUAAAAAUUAGACAUUGAUGUGAUAGAUCUAUUCUUCUGUGUAUGUCUGUCCGAUGUACACUGAAAAUGCUAGGCAUGCUGAAACCAGAAUAAGCAAUGCCAUGUUAAAGUAUUUCAGACAGAUAGAUAUAUACAUCAAUCUCAUUAAAAUCAGACCUUAGUUUUCACUACCGCUAAACAAAGAUCUGAAGACAUCCCAUUAGGGGUCACGUCAGAAUUACCUUUUAUCUGACCAA
This is a messenger RNA of Haliotis rufescens (red abalone), 2724 nucleotides long. RefSeq names its product glycerophosphodiester phosphodiesterase 1-like. The record is from RefSeq and is a predicted model, not a curated record. NCBI's taxonomy places the organism in Eukaryota, Metazoa, Mollusca, Gastropoda, Lepetellida, Haliotidae. The transcript is spliced from 6 exons. Gene Ontology annotation, molecular function: phosphoric diester hydrolase activity. Gene Ontology annotation, biological process: lipid metabolic process. The coding region runs from base 42 to 1037 and encodes 331 amino acids.